UGGAGAAGAAGGAGGAGAAUAAGGGAGGAGAUAAAAGCCAGAAUGUGAAGGAUCCGGCAAAAGGAGAGGUGAUCCAGCGGAUGAGUGAGCAUCAGGAAGGCACUGGAGGGGGGAGAGAGGAGCGGACAGGCCCAGAAGCUUCUUGAUGGAGCAUGGGUCAGGUUUUAGGAUUCUCCCACUGCAAGGAGUUUGUCUCGGUCUCCUCAACACCUGACUCUACUCCUCCCUGUACAGAUGGUGGUAAUGAGGAGUCAGAUUUCCCUGAGCUCCUAACAGCACGAGAGUGGUCUGAGGAUGAAGAAGGCCCUGAGGAUGACCUCAGCAGUUCUUCCUUGUGGGGGACCCCCCGCCAGAAUUCCUUCGAGCUUACGUUCUCAUACAUUGCCUUCUCAGAGGGCGAAAGCUCUGGCCGGAGAGACUCGGGCCGACGGAGAACUGGAGGAAGAGGAAGACGUGGCUCACUACGCCGUAUGGACACUGUGGAAACCUUUUUACCUCCAGAUUCCCCUGCUGUCGAAUGGGACCCUCUUAACUUCUUGAGCGGAGAGGAGGAGCAGCGGGUUGUGGAAAACCAACUUCCUGAGCUAGUGGAGAGCCACAAUCGGACUCUAGAGUCAUCCAGUCAGGGCAUAGGUUACUUUCCUGAUGAUAAAUUACAGGGAGAAAUGGAGAAGAUCAUAUUACAAGAGGCGUGCUACGUUACCGAUAGUUAUGAAGCUCACCAGUUUCAUGCUUCAGAGCCAUAUGUCAACAUGGAAUCCACAGCCACAAUGCAGACUGAGGAAGACAUGUCACAUACAACACAAAGUCCUAAUAUCUAUAACACUCAGGAAGAGCAAAGCAUGGAACAGUGGCUCUCUAAACUUUACCUUCCAGAGGGGCCAACGAUACACAUCCAGAUCGAAGUGAUGGAUCUGAUCUACUGGAAGGACACUGAGCGGACAGGCAUGUUGUUCACUGGACUGGUGGUGGGCCUGCUGUCUCUCUUCCAGCUCAGUAUUAUCACUGUGCUCUCCACUGUUUCUCUGGCCAUCGUGUGCUUCACCAUUUCGGUGCGCAUUUACUGCAAACUGCUGCAUGCUCUGCAGCUCAGAGAUGGAGCACACCCCUUCCAGACUUACCUGGAUGUAGACAUUGGUCUGUCUGGAGAACAAGCGGAACACUAUAUGCAGAGAGCUAUAUUCCUUUUCUUUGCUGCUUUGGACACACUGAGGCACCUGGUCUUUGUAGCAAACUUGUUUGACUCUCUCAAGUUCCUGUUGCUGAUGUAUUUGGUGACGUAUCUGGGAGCGCUCUGCAAUGGCCUUACUCUGCUCAUUAUCGGUGUGAUUGCUGUCUUCUCUGUCCCCCUCUUUUACACCAGGCACCAGGAAAAAUUGGACAUCUGGGUUGCAAAAGUCCAAGGUCAUGUUGACAACAUUAAGGACAUCCUGACUCGAUUGGCCCAGGGUGGCGGUCCUGCCCCCGACCCCACCCCAGGUGGCGCCAAACCCAAAUCCCAGUGAGGCGUCUAAGAGGUGGAGUAAAAGAAAAUUAGGGCGGAGCAAUAGGCUGUCACUCUGAUGUCUUAAUCAAGUCUGUUUUUUUCAGAGCACCACUUUCAGAUUUCAAUAGAGCAGGGACUAAUGAGAUACUGUGUCAGAAAAGAGUGCACGGAAGGAGUGGAGGUUUUUGGAUAGAGUUUAAGAGGACUCUUUUGAUGCAUGGUUGAGAUAUUGCUGUAUGACAAACAAAAGUAGCAGGGCCCCUAGAGCAAUCAGUGGAUUUCUGAAAGUUGUCUGGAAAAGAGGAAAUUUACAUCAAAGAACCGACACACAUGAAUAUAAGAGGUGGUGCACAAGAACAUUUCAACUCAAGAGACUGGAAUUUGCACUAUGAUGAGCCAAAUUUAAGAAACCCCCCAGGACCAGUUUGCUGAAUCAUCCAUCACUUUCGACAGUUUAUGAGAAUGGCAUGUAUAAAUGUGUGAACGCGUACAUACAUGCGAUUAUGAUCUUGCAGAUUUAUCUUGCUACAUCUUACAUAUGAGAUCUAUUAAAACUCCAGUAUCAUUUUUCCA
Messenger RNA from Silurus meridionalis, 2059 nucleotides. RefSeq names its product reticulon 2a (gene rtn2a). The coding region runs from base 153 to 1505 and encodes 450 amino acids. The record is from RefSeq and is a predicted model, not a curated record. The transcript is spliced from 10 exons. Lineage: Eukaryota; Metazoa; Chordata; Actinopteri; Siluriformes; Siluridae.